AUUCGCCCUUGAUGAAAUUUUGAAGCACUCAUCGUGAGGGUGCAUACGAAGUGCAGUAGCAGUCGAAAGUUCAUUUCAUUACAUCACAGAGAUCAAACCAAACCUAAUCAUAAAAACACGCACGAAUUGAGAAUAAACGGCAAUGCAAAACUGAUGAAUCAACCAUGAAGUCAAUCUACUUAUCCCACAUUUCUCUCAUCUUCCUCCGCCAUAAACCUAAACCUAAACCUAAAUCUAAACCCAGACCCCUACUGGUACUACUUCCCUCAACACUCUCUCUCCUCCACUCCAAUCCCAUUCUUUCACCACGACGACCCUUUUCCACCACUUCAACCCCAUACCCACUUCAAUACGAUCUCAUAAUCUCUCGCUCCAACUCUUCACCCAAUCCCCGCCACCGCCAACCCCUCCAAAUCCCUCAAUCCAAUCCCACCGACUCGCCAAACUCAGACCCCGAUUCAGAAUUAGGAUUCGAUGACUGGGUCGAUCGGAAACUAACAUCCCCAUCCUCGGAAACCGAUAAACUCAGACCCGUAUUAUUGGGUGAUUUAGAGAUGGACAAGUCUAAGAGGAAGUACUUGAAUAAGAGGCGGAAGAGAAUGUAUGGGUCGGACUCUGAUGAUGAAAAUAGGCGUGGUAACGAUGACCAGUAUGUUGAAUUGAAGCCUGAAGUCGUUGAGUUUCGCACAUUGCAUAAGAGAGAAGAGGAGUUGUAUUUCUACGAUGCGUUUGCGUAUCCUUGGGAGAAGGAUAAGCAUUAUAGGAUGGUGUAUCAGUUGGAGAAGAAGUAUUUUCCUGAUCAGUGUUUCGAUAAGGCGUUUCUUCAACCCGGUGAAUCGAAUUCCAAUUCCAAUUCCAAUUCGAAUGCGAAAGUGGAUAGGAAGAAUAAGAGAAUGGGUAAGAGUGGGCAGUUGAAAGAUAUGGCUGUGGAUGGAAGUGAUGAGAAGGGUUUGGUUUUCUUUGAGGAUGUAGAGAAGGGAAUGGAUGAGAGAGAUAAAGGGUUGGGAAAGGAUGUUAAAAUUGAUGUUUCGGAGAAGAAAGUUGAGGAGUUCUUCAAGUGUUUGAAGAAAGUCCCCAAUAAGGAUGUUGAAGUUGCUAAUGCAGAGCCAUUUGUUUCGACAAGGAGUACUGGGCUACCCCCAAAAUGGGAUAGUCCCAGUGGAACUGUUGUUCUAGUCAAUAAACCCAAAGGAUGGACUUCAUUUACAGUUUGCGGAAAGCUGCGCCGGCUUGUCAAAGUGAAAAAGGUAGGCCAUGCUGGAACUCUUGAUCCUAUGGCAACUGGUCUAUUGAUUGUAUGUGUUGGUAAAGCUACAAAGCUGGUUGAUAGGUAUCAAGGUAUGAUUAAGGGUUAUAGUGGAAUAUUCCGUUUAGGGGAGGCUACCUCAACCUGGGAUGCUGAUUCACUGGUCAUCCAACGUGAGCCAUGGGAACACAUCAAAGAUGAGGACAUAAAGAAAACUGCUGCAUCCUUUUGUGGGGAGAUAUGGCAAGUUCCUCCAAUGUUUUCUGCCAUCAAAGUUGGGGGUGAGAAGAUGUAUGAAAAAGCAAGAAGAGGAGAAAGCAUUGAACUUUCACCGAGGCGGAUUUCAAUUUUCCAGUUUGAUAUCGAGCGAAGUUUAGAUGACAGACAAAAUUUGAUUUUCCGGGUGACAUGCUCAAAGGGGACAUAUAUUCGAUCUCUUUGUGCAGAUCUUGGGAAGGCUCUGAACAGUUGUGCUCAUUUAAUAGCUUUGAGAAGAGAUUCAAUUGGGCAAUAUUCAGCUGAUGAUGCAUGGGAUUUCAAAGAAUUAGAAGAAUCAAUCACCAAAGACUAUCUAUAAUUUAUUAUUAUUAUUUAUUUAUUAUUAUUAUUUUUUGGUUGCUGCUGCUGCGUCCCAAAACUAUCUGAAGCAGCAACAUUGAUCAAUCUGAAGCAGCAACAUUGAUCAAGGAACACCCUUUUUAGUCCUUUAUUCUUGUAUGCAUGUAACAGCUGCUUCUGCAUUUUAUUUGUUCUUGGGUGAAAAUUGUGAAUGUAAAAUGCUGCUGUUCCUGUGAUUGUUUCUGUCAUGGGAUGGUUAUUUCAAAAUAUUUACUUGUAGGUCAGUUUAUGUAUA
Molecule: messenger RNA, 2099 nt
Organism: Camellia sinensis
Lineage: Eukaryota; Viridiplantae; Streptophyta; Magnoliopsida; Ericales; Theaceae
Source: RefSeq, a predicted model, not a curated record